This is a messenger RNA of Chilo suppressalis (striped riceborer), 414 nucleotides long. NCBI's taxonomy places the organism in Eukaryota, Metazoa, Arthropoda, Insecta, Lepidoptera, Crambidae. The record is from the annotation of a GenBank genome assembly.
AUGCCGGGCGUGGUGAGUGCGCGACUGUCUCGCACCCGGCCAGCGGAGGCCUCGGCCCUCAGCACCAGGGCCGGCGCGCGGCGGGCGGCGCGCGCAGCUCGGGGCGGGCGGGGCGGGGGCGGGGGCGGGCUGCGGGCGGGCGCGGCGCGGUCGAUGCUCAGUCGCGCCCCGACCGCGGCCCGUCCCCGUCAGCCCUCGCCGCCGCCGCCGCAGCCCGACGCAGCCGCCGGCCGCGCGCUCGCCGCAUGCCGCGCCCGCGCCGCCGCUAGCGCCGGCGUGGCCGGCGAGGCGCUCGCUGCCGUCCGCCCGUCGGCAGGUGAGCCGACACCGCCAUCGCCGGACGCGGCCAGGAGGCCCGCGCGCCCGCGAUCGAUCGUCGCGCCGGGAGCGGACCCCGCGCCGACCCUGCCUUAA